Molecule: messenger RNA, 4253 nt
Organism: Podarcis muralis (Common wall lizard)
Lineage: Eukaryota; Metazoa; Chordata; Lepidosauria; Squamata; Lacertidae
Source: RefSeq, a predicted model, not a curated record
UAUUCUGCAUUUCUUAUUACUCUUAAUUAUCAUUAACUAAUGUGUUUUGGAUGUGCUUUAAAGGGACAGUGUGUGCAUGCUGUCAUUGUGAUAGCUCAGCCCUCUGUGGCCAGAGAAAUCAAUCUCUCAUUACUUAGAGCCAAUCUUGGUGCCACACACCAAGACGUGGGAGUAACAAAGCCUCUCUGUUCUGAUUUUUAAAGAGAAAAGCAACUUCAGAGAGGAUUUUCAGCAGGUGGAGGAAAUGUUGCCACUUCUUCAUUCCAAAUGAGGGGCUCCCAUCAUGGAGUUCCAAACAUGUAUUUAUCCUUGCAAGCACACCUGGAUUCUACGAGGAGCUGCAGCUGAUUGGGGCAGUAGUGGCUGAUUGCAGCAGAGAAAGACUGGGUGGGGAAAAGAAAUUCAGCACUUCCUUCCCCCGGUGCUCUAAACUGCCUCCCCCUAAAGCAACUUCUUGCUUUUAAAAACUCCAUGCACCACAGUUUUAUUGCAUACAUUUGUAUGUAAUGUUUACUUUGGCCAUUAGUGCUUUAUAGUUAUGGUGAAGCUGAUAACUCUCAAGUCCCGGCUGUGAACCUUUGGGAAGCUGCAGUGAAUACAAACAGACCAUGAAGGUAUUUGCCAUAUUGUUCAGAGAGAACUUCCUUUUUUAUAAUUCAGUUAUUAGGUGGUGCUGGGUGAAGCUAUUCUGUUUUAGUGCAGGAUCAGUAGGAUGCAGAGCAUGUAAAGGUGUGACUGAAGGAUUCAGGAUUACCCAGCCUUCUUCCAUACAAUAAUAUGUGCUGUUCAGCCACGGCAGGGACAAUAUGUUGACACUCAAAGGAGAAAACGGGUUUCUUAGCUGUGCACUUGCAUUCUUGAAGAGUGGUCCACAAGCAGCCAUACGUCUAGCCUUUCUCAUCACUAUGAUUGUGUCACCUGUUCUGGAUUCUGAAAUGAGGAGGAGGAAGCCCUGCCUGGGUAGAACAUGUUGCCACCAGAGGUGGCAAAAAGGCUAUUGGCUGGGGUGGGCCCCCUCCAGGUGAACCCUGAUAGUCAUAGCUUUCUAGAAAAGUCCCAAUUGGCCAAGUGUGGGGCCAUCACAGUUAUAACCUUAGCAGUGUGUGGACUACUCUCAGUAUCUGCUACAGGUACAUCUCCAUUUUCUUCAACAGGUUCCCAACCCACACAAAGAUAUCUACUGCUCCAUAAUCCUACAGAGAUGGAGCGGGCGGGUGGGAGGACAGGAGGCUGCAAAGAAACCAGAAGCUUAUGCAGGCCUAUUGAUUUAACUCUAUGGUUGAGAGCAGUUGAACAUAGAAUGUUAGGAAGUCAGUUAAAAAAACACCCAUCUUAAAGGGAGGGGAGGGCAUUAGCCUCUUCAGGCUUCUGACACCUUGUAGUGAGUAUUGUAGAGGGUGGCAGGCAUUAAAAUUGGGGGAUUUGCAUAUUUUGUUUAUUUCCAGUAUUUCUAGCCUUCUUUCCCCCACCACAAUCACUAAAACAAUCUAUCAGUCUGAAAACCAUAGAUAGCACAAACAACUUAAAAUGCCUGCUGAAGCAGAAAGCAAGUUCAACAAGGAAGGAAAUUGUCUGAUUUCCAGUCAGGAGUGAGUUCCACAGAAUUGGACCCUCGCAUGGCUCCUGGUGGAGAUGAACCGUUCCUCUGAAACAUGGGGGACUAGUAACGGAGACACACACAUCCCGGAAAGAUCACAGUGAUAUCUCCAGAAUAUAAGAAAUAAGGCAGUGCCAGAUUUAGGACAAUACAGGUCGUUUCCCCCGAGCCAAGGGGGCACAAAAUUGAGAAGAUCCUUUUGGAGGGGCCAAAUUUGGCCUCGCACAGGGUGCCAUGUUACCAAAGAUUACCAAUGUCUGCCCCUAAGUAAGGAUAUCCUGAACCCAAGUUGUUAGGGGUCUUGUCAGUUAAUACUUGGCCCAUUAAUGUAUAGGCAGCCAGUACAAGCUUUUCAGCACUGAAAUUAUGUGCUGGUGGUAGUAAUCUGUCCCCACCAACAGUCGAGCCACAGCUGCAGCUUCUGGACCAGGUCCAAGGGUAGCUCCACACUGAGUGCAUUGCAGUAAUCAAGUACUGAGGUGGAUUAUGAAGACAGAGCACAGCCAUCAUAGAUGGCAGCCAUUGACAACCUUAUCUAUUAAUAAUUGUUCCUUUAACAGCUGUAUGAAAGGCAGCAAUUCAACCCGUUAACCAUUUACUAGUAUGAAAAUACAGUGAUAGGAAACAGUUCCUACCUGUUUGCUGCUCUGAUUGCUUUAUUUUGCUGCCUGCCAGCAGGGAGAAAUGGCAGUCUCUGUGUGAUGCCCUAUAUCCUAUCAACUUUUGUCCCACUCACCAUUUUGGCCUGGCUCAGCACUCCUAAUGCAAAGGGGUGUGUGUAUAAAGGCAGGCAUUAAAUGGCAGCAGAAUAGAAUGUAACAAGUACACUCUGUGACAAUUCAAGCAUAAUGUAAAUGCUUGCAAAAUGGCCUAUCAUAGCAGCAGUGAUAAUUGGUGACGACAGAAUCAUCUGAGUAAAUGAGAACUUGCACCAGGACAGGAAACCAUUGUCUCAAUUCAGACCCAAAUGAAUAGAAUUCAACUUUUUAAUUAGUUUCAGUUGAGCACUUUCGUGCUAGAGCUUUCCUUCCAAGUUCCAGAAUUGUCAUUUAAAGUUUCCCUGAGGCUGGUCAUUGAAGAUGGCCAGCAAGCAAGGGUACAGUUGUCUCUCUGAUGGCUCACUGGAUGUUCCCUCUUCCAGCCCUGAAGGCACCCUGAGCCUCAGUCCUCACAGCCCUGGGCUCUGCCUGAUCUCCACGCCCACAGCAGAGACCCACUGGCUGAGCAGCGCCCCACCCCAGCCAGAAUCGCCUGGAGAAAUGAAUGUAACAUUGGAGAAACUCCUGGCUCCCAUUACGGAAAAGCUCAAGUAUUUGCUGAAGAAAGCAGAGGACUUCCAGACGUAUCUGCUGUACAGCAGAGACAGAAUGCAGAAGGAGCAAUUUGCCAAAGCCAUGCCCACGUUCCUGCAGAUGUGCCAGCCUUACUUCCACUACCUGGAAUCCACAGCGCGAAGCUGCACUCCUUAUUUAAGACCCCCACAGGAACCAGUGAGGAGGCGCCUCCUGGAGAUCUCCCAGCAGUUGGCCUGCCAGCUUGAGCAACUGGUGCUGAUGUAUGCUUCUUUCAGCUUUGUCUCUUUAGAAGACACUGACCCAUUCAGUGUCUCAUGCUUCUUCUGUGGAAAGUUUUGGCUGAAUGAGUUGCGACAAGUUUCCAUCUUCCGAUAUUGCAUCCCAGCACCCUACACAGCUGCCCAUAUUCCCCGCAACCUCUAUAAGAAGAUGCGCUGGAACCUCGAUAUCUUGGAAGGCUCUGCUUGCCGGAAUCAAACACCCCGGACAGAAUACUACUUCCUGUGCUUCCGGGAUACAGGAGAUGAGACAACAGCGAAGAUGCAGAAGCUCUGGUCCAUUGGGCGCUGGGUGCCUUUGGAUCCUGACAGUGACCACAGCUCCGAUGUGCUCUCCUGGGUCUUGUGCCGCCAGCCCAUGGGGGAUUACCAGCAGCUCCUGACAAUUGGGUUUGAGGAACCCUCCCACACGCUUGCCACGGACCUCUUGGUGCAGAUGCUCAGUGCUCAGAGCGCCAGUAUGCUGAACCGCGAGUCCUCCUGCUGGGUGAGCUCAGGGGAACAGGUGCAGUGAAAAACGUACCUUCAUGGUAUGCCACCAAGGGGCAGCCCACUGCCUCCUGCCACCACCAAUGUCACAUUUGUGGCAUAAGAUGCUACCCUCACAUUAGGCACAGUGAGGUCAUGCUAGAUAUUGGCAUGCAGAUAUGCCAGUUUAGGAUUUUUGUGUUGAAGUUGAAAAAUUUUGAGGUCACCCCCUUCCUAAUGUUAAUCCUCUUGUGCUUGCACUGCUUGCAAUGAGAUGUGACUGAUAUUUUUUGAACAAGAAUAUACUUGCUUGCCCUUCUGCUGGCUUCCUAUGCCUGGCCACUGAACAGGUACAGCCCACUUUGAGAUAAGCCAUAUCACCAAAGUACUGAGGCUCUCGUGUGCCUCCUUACAAGGUGAAGCAGAAUAGAGCUGGAAGUCACAUUUGCCUUUGAAUUCCCUGUUUCCCUCUGAGCUCUAGUCACUUGUGGCUUAAGGCAGGUCAAAGUAUCUGAAAUACCUAAGCGGGGACAUCUAGAAAGCUUUUUAUUUUUAAAAUGUCUAUGUAUAGCUUUCUUAAUAAAGAAGUGGUGACUAUUUUCAGGCUCAACUUUA